Messenger RNA from Triticum aestivum (bread wheat), 1942 nucleotides. RefSeq names its product squalene synthase 1. The transcript is spliced from 13 exons. The record is from RefSeq and is a predicted model, not a curated record. NCBI's taxonomy places the organism in Eukaryota, Viridiplantae, Streptophyta, Magnoliopsida, Poales, Poaceae. Gene Ontology annotation, molecular function: squalene synthase [NAD(P)H] activity. Gene Ontology annotation, biological process: farnesyl diphosphate metabolic process; lipid biosynthetic process. Bases 360 to 1733 code for a protein of 457 amino acids. Gene Ontology annotation, cellular component: endoplasmic reticulum membrane.
GUGGGGGCUGCGGGCGCCUCCACCCGGCCAGAUCCGCCGCCAGCCGCCGGCUCACUGACGCCGCGGGCCCGCCCUCCCCUGCUCCCCUCUGCGCCACGCCACCCGUGUGCGGGCAAGUCACCUCGCCUCACCACCGCGGAGGAGCUGGGGGUUAGCGGGCCGCGGGAUAAAUAGAGGACCGGGCACCCCGGCCGGCGGCGACAACCGCACCGCACCGCGCCCACACACGCCACGCAGCGCCUCGGUACCAUCGCGUUCCUGCUCGUAGCUUCGUGUCCCGUCCCACCCCCGGCGGCCCGCAGGAUCCGUCCGGCUGCGGUGAUUUGAUUUGAUUUGUGAUUUCGGUUCGUGCGGCGGCGAUGGGGAUGCUGUCGCGGCCGGAGGAGGUGCCGGCGCUGCUCAGGCUCAAGCUGGCGGCGGGGCGGAUCAGGCGCCAGAUCCCGCCGCAGGAGCACUGGGCCUUCGCCUACGACAUGCUGCAGCGGGUCUCCCGCAGCUUCGCGCUCGUCAUCCAGCAGCUAGGCCCCGAGCUCCGCAAUGCCGUCUGCGUCUUCUACCUCGUGCUCCGGGCCCUGGACACCGUCGAGGACGACACCGCCAUCCCUAACGAGGUCAAGCUGCCCAUCCUUCGGGACUUCUACCGCCACAUCUACAACCCGGACUGGCUCUUUUCAUGUGGAGCAAACGACUACAGAGUGCUCAUGGAUAAUUUUAGGCAAGUCUCCACGGCUUUCCUGGAGCUAGGCGAAGGAUACCAAAAGGCUAUUGAAGAAAUCACUAGGCGAAUGGGAGAAGGAAUGGCUAAAUUUAUAUGCACGGAGGUUGAAACCAUUGAUGACUAUGAUGAGUACUGCCACUAUGUAGCAGGGCUAGUAGGCUAUGGACUUUCUAGGCUCUUUCAUGCUACUGGCACAGAAGAUCUGGCUCCGGAUCAUCUUUCAAAUUCAAUGGGUUUAUUUCUACAGAAAACCAAUAUAAUAAGGGAUUAUUUGGAGGACAUAAAUGAGAUACCAAGGUGCCGUAUGUUCUGGCCUCGGGAAAUAUGGAGUAAAUAUGUCGAUAAACUUGAGGAUUUAAAAUAUGAGGAAAAUUCAGAAAAGGCCGUGCAGUGCUUGAAUGAUAUGGUGACCAAUGCUUUGAUCCAUGCCCAAGAUUGCCUUCAAUACAUGUCAGCAUUGAAGGACAACUCCAAUUUUCGAUUUUGUGCAAUACCUCAGAUAAUGGCAAUUGGGACAUGUGCUAUUUGCUACAAUAAUGUGAAAGUCUUUAGAGGAGUUGUUAAGAUGAGGCGUGGGCUCACUGCACGGGUGAUUGAUGAGACAAAAUCGAUAUCUGAUGUCUAUUCUGCUUUCUAUGAGUUCUCUUCAUUGCUAGAGUCGAAGAUUGAUGAUAACGACCCAAAUGCUGCGCUGACACGGAGGCGUGUGGAUGCAAUAAAGAAAACUUGCAAGUCAUCCGGCCUGCUGAAGAGAAGGGGUUACGAUCUGGAGAAAUCAAAGUACAGAAUGCCUAUGCUGGUGAGUAGUAAUAUAUAUAAGCUGAUUAAUACUGCAAGUUCUCUGUUGUAUAUUUUUCUCAAGCCGCUUUACGUGUCAUCCUCAGAUCAUGAUCAUGCUUCUGUUGGUGGCUAUUAUCUUGGGUGUACUGUAUGGCAAGUGAUCCGGUCAAGAUGGUCCUCUUAUGUUCUUAGUGGCACCGCCUCCCCUAUGUGGUUUUGCACGUGUACUUCCUGACUGCAGAUGGAUGGCUGGUUUGCAUGUAGUAUUGUGCUAUGUACCCUGCUGGUGCCAUGCAUGCUAGUUCUUUUUGUUCUUUGUUUCUGUCGUCCCGUAUGUUGUUUCAGCUUGUAAUUUGUUUGAAUCUAGGAGAGACUUCCUUAGUGACAUGUAUCCUAUGAAUUUGGCGUGGCGCCUUGGUUGUCAAUGAUUCUACAUUUUGUUUA